Molecule: messenger RNA, 2304 nt
Organism: Nerophis lumbriciformis (worm pipefish)
Lineage: Eukaryota; Metazoa; Chordata; Actinopteri; Syngnathiformes; Syngnathidae
Gene: st6galnac
Product: ST6 (alpha-N-acetyl-neuraminyl-2,3-beta-galactosyl-1,3)-N-acetylgalactosaminide alpha-2,6-sialyltransferase
Molecular function (GO): sialyltransferase activity
Source: RefSeq, a predicted model, not a curated record
ACACACACAGACACACACACACAGUGUUAUGUUACAUGCUGAAUAAAGUGAGAUUUGUAUGAUUUUACACUUUUUUGUGGUGUUUAUGAUGACUUUGCACUUUUCUUGCUGGAGUCUUUACUCCCUUGGGUGCCACCAAGUGGGCGGAGCUAAGCCCAGUGAGUGUUCUAACCCAGUUAUCAAGGGGGCGUGUCCUCUUUCAGCCCAUUCCUUUUCCACCAACCACCACUUUUGUCAACUCCUCAAAUGCCACUGGAAGGAGUAUUGAAUCUAGUCAUGUGACUACAGUACUCGACCAAUAGUACGCCUGUAAAACCAAGACCACAACUUCCUGUGUGGGACUUCAUGACCAAGCCGUGUGGGAGGGGCUGCUCACUGCCAGCAACUGUUGAUCUCACCCUGUGGCCCCGCCCACCCACACUAAGGCCCCGCCCCCUAAAGGCUGGCUGUCCUGGCAGCUGCCGAGCGUCUCAGAACUCUUGUCCAAAUUCUCAAGACUGAAGGAGCGGAACCAGAAGUGCCCGCCCACACCCCACUUAUGUCAACGCAGGGGGCGGAGUCAGCGUACGCAGCGAGGCGGUACUGCUGGUGAUGGCGACCCGCAGGCGCGUGGUGCUUGGCGGCGUGACGGCGGUGUCGCUGCUGUGCGUGUACGUGCUGUGUGGGAACCUGCAGACGCCACUCAAACAUUUGGGGUCAUGGCGGUCACUCACCAGCCAAUCGCAGCGUCUUGACCAGAAGGGCAACAUGUCAAGCCCCGCCCCCUCGCCGACGCAUGUGCAUGCUGGUACCCCUCGCACGCCCUCGCUGCACACGUCCUCGCUGCACACGCCCUCGCUGCACACGCCCUCGCCGCACACGCCCUCGCCUGCUGGCCAUCAAGACGGUGUGAAAACAACCACUAGAAGCACUUCUGUGUCGCCGCCUCGCCGGGAGGCCACGCCCACUGAAGACGAUUUCAUUGGCGACACCUACAUGACUGUGGAUGUCCCGCCUCUAUCUGACUGCCCGGACGCCAUUCGAAGCCGCGUGGCAAAGACAGAAUUCGCCGGGCGCUUCCUGAAGAACAUUCCGGUGCUGCAGUGGUCCGAAGACGCCACGCGUGACCAGCACUGCCGCCUGAGCCGAUACGCGGGAGCGCACGGCUGGGCGGGCAUCGCCUUUGACGCGCUGGCAGAGACGCUGGCGGCGCUCAACUCGUCCGCCAACCGCAUCAUGACGGACGACUGGAAGUGGCGCCGUGCGGCGUCCCGCUGCAUCCGCUGCGCCGUGGUGGGGAACGGCGGGAUCCUGAAGGACUCCAAGAAAGGCCCUGAGAUCGACCAGCACCACUACGUCUUCAGGACCAACGGCGCCAUCACGGCGGGCUUCGAGCAGGACGUGGGCGCUCGGACCACCCACUACACCUUCUCCACCAACACGCUGGUCAACUCCCUACGCAGCUACGCCGCCCUCGGCUACCGAGGACCGCCGCGCUCUCAGGAGACACGCUACGUCUUCCUGCCGGACCACGACCGCGACUAUCUGCUGGCGAAGGCGGCGGCCACGCACGGCACCGUGCAGCGUGGGCCCGAGCGCGGCCAAGACCCGUCGCGCUACUUCGGCGAGGACGUGUCGGCCGCCAAGCUGAAGAUGUACCACCCCGAUUUCAUCCGCUACCUCAGGAACAGGUUCCUCCCGUCCAACACGCUCAGAAGCAAGUACAGGAACCUCUACCGCCCCUCCACCGGCGCCGUCAUGCUGCUGGCCGCGCUGCACACCUGCGACCAGGUCAGCGCCUACGGCUUCAUGACGCCCGACUACUCCAAGUACUCGGACCACUACUACGACCGCCGCUAUCACGCCGUGGGCUUCUUCCUUAACCACGACCUGCGCCUGGAGAUGCACCUGUGGCAGCAGCUGCACAGCGUCGGUCUCAUCCGCCUCUACACGCGCUCCUGACCCCGCCUCUACACACGCUCCUGACCCCGCCUCUACACGCUCCUUCGGAUUGCAGUAACCAUGGUAACAGCUUCACGCUGAGACAGUCUGGUGGCCAUCUUGGAUUGUUUCCUAUGACCACUCCCCUCCCCUUAUUGCACAUAACCAUGGCAACCACUAAGCCCCGCAAAGUGUCUUGUUGCUAGGAUACCACUGACCACAAGCCUGUUGCUGACCACAAGCCUGUUGUUGCUAGGAUACCACUGACCACAAGCCUGAAUAAUGUUUUUUACAAAGUGCCUUCAGAAUAAUGUUGACUGGAAACCUUUUUGUUGUCUUUUGAAUUGUGUUGGUCAUUUUUUUCAAUAAAUUAACUUAAUUUGG